AUGAUGAUUGAGCUGCAGAGCAGUGAAGAUGGCGGAGGUGGCGGCCACGUGGACAUACUGACCACGGAGGAGCUGGAGUGUAAGAUCUGCUACUGCGCGUACAACCUGGGGAGCCGCAGGCCCAAAGUGCUCGAGUGCUGCCACCGUUUGUGCGCCAAAUGCCUCGCCAAGAUCCUGGACUUGGGUGAGUCGCCUCCCAACGCCGUGGUGUGCCCAUUCUGCCGCUACGUUACCAGACUGCCCGGGGAGGCGGUGAGCAGCCUGCCGGACGACUGCAACCUGGUGGCGGCGCUGGCGCUCCAAAGCAGGAAUCAGAGGAACCUCCACCUCCACCAGGAGGCGACCACGGAGCUGCUGCUCAGCCCCACGCGCCUGAGCUCGCUGAUGACCCCACCUGUGACAUCCGCGUCCUCCUCCUCAUCUUCCUCCUCCACAACUUACUCAUCCAUUCGAGGGUCACCAAACUUUGUGGUCAUUACCAUCAUGGAGCCGCCGCCGAUGCCUUCAUCCACACAAGACCUCCACCCACGUGGAUCUCACAUAUCAAACCGCGGCUACCGCUCAUCCAGUCUGGACUCCAUGGCGUCCAUCACGCAGAGGUGGACGGUGUGGAACUGCGCGGCCCUCCUGUGCCAGACCUCGGCCCGGGCGCUGGUGUGGGUGCUGGGGCUGCUGUACUUCAGCUCGCUGCCGAUGGGGGUUUAUCUGCUCAUCAUGCAGAGGACGACGCUCGGCGUGCUGCUGGUGAGCCUGGUUCCCGCCAGCCUCGUCAUGAUCAUGGUCUACGGGUUCUGCCAGUGCAUCUGCCAUGAGCUGUGGGACUGCAUGCCACCGUAA
Messenger RNA from Plectropomus leopardus (leopard coralgrouper), 837 nucleotides. Lineage: Eukaryota; Metazoa; Chordata; Actinopteri; Perciformes; Serranidae. The record is from RefSeq and is a predicted model, not a curated record.